Messenger RNA from Racocetra fulgida, 266 nucleotides. The record is from the annotation of a GenBank genome assembly. NCBI's taxonomy places the organism in Eukaryota, Fungi, Glomeromycota, Glomeromycetes, Diversisporales, Gigasporaceae.
AUCAAUCAUCAUUUAUGAUUGCUCCACUUGAUCCAAACAUUAAGCUUUCAUUGUACGACCCAGAAAAACAACAUAAGGCUCAACAAUAUAUAGAAAAUCUUUAUUCAAAAUAUAUUACCUCUAAUACUAGCUCAUCAUCCCAAACAGAUACCUUACAAUUAACUUCACGCGACUAUUUCAAGAAGGCACUUAAGCGUUCAUUUAAUUCUCCUAGUGAAACAAGUGAAUUACGAAAUUAUCUUAUGUCAUCAGAAGUUGAUUGUGAG